Molecule: messenger RNA, 2874 nt
Organism: Seminavis robusta
Lineage: Eukaryota; Bacillariophyta; Bacillariophyceae; Naviculales; Naviculaceae
Source: the annotation of a GenBank genome assembly
AUGCAAUCCUCUCGGCUUGUUCGAGUGGCUCUAGCCAAGAGAUCUCGAAGACAAUUCCAGCAAAACAGAAAGUUCAGCUGCCUCCAAGCAUCAGCACUGCAACCACAACUUCAGCUUCAGCCGUUGGACUAUGACUAUGAGCCUCAGCAGCCAUGGCUUAGCUAUAAGCAUACGCGACCUCAGCGGAGAUGUUUCAGUACUUCUUGUACCAACAGCAACCACAAUCAACGCAGAGCUCAGUCCAGUGUGGCUGUGGCCAGUAGUCUCGAUGAACCAGCUCUUUCCACUACCAACAACAAGUCAAGACAACAAAUCCACCGCCUGGAACGAAUUCGCAAUGUGGGAAUCUUGGCACAUGUGGAUGCGGGAAAGACGACCGUCACGGAACGCAUGUUGGCUCUAGCUGGAGUUGUAAGGCACGUGGGAAGAGUCGAUACCGGAAACACCGUCACAGACUAUCUCCCGCAAGAACGAGAACGAGGCAUUACCAUUCAAUCAGCGGCCAUUCAAUUCGACUGGGGAUGGCACAAUAGCAACAACAAUGCCACAAACGAACGAGUUCACGUACAUCUCAUUGAUACUCCCGGGCAUGUCGACUUUUCUGUCGAAGUUCAUCGCAGUGUCGCCGUACUCGAUGGGGCCGUGCUCGUCGUGGAUGCCGUCGCAGGAGUUCAAGCGCAAACCGAAACUGUAUGGAGAGCCAUGCAAGAACAUUCUCCCUCUGGACAAGCAUUGCCGUCUCUCGUCACUAUCAACAAAAUGGACAAGGAAGGAUGCAACUUUGCACAGGCCGUACAAACCAUUAGACACAAAUUGCCAAAUGCGAAUCCAGUGCCCAUUCAGUUACCGCUCUUUCGAGUCGAUCAUGAUAUUCCCGACAAUCAUAACUGUCUACAAAUGCCAAACGUCGUCGCUCUCCCGAAUGGGGCCGAUUGCGAUCAUGACAACAGCAACAACCACAAGAACAAUAAUAUCCACGGAGAAUUCAUGGGAGUCAUCGAUCUCAUACACAUGCGAGCCAUUGUGUAUCCAGAAACCAACCCAAACUCAUCCCGGAGUGUCGAAGAAUGCAUCCCCGACGUUUAUCCAUUACUACUGGGAGGAUCCACGGGUACUGCCAGCAAGAACACGGACGCGUCGUCGCUCGUGCUCGAUGCCGAUUGUGCCUUGACACAAGCCGCAUUACAAGCACGACACGCAUUGGUGGAACAAUUGGCCGGAGAUUGUCAAGAUGAAUGCAUGGAACAGCACUACCUAGAAGAUAUCAUGCCGGCACCACAUCAACUACAACAUGCCGUACGACAAGCUACCUUGACGCACAAGGCAUUGCCCGUCGUAGCGGCGGCCGCAUUAAAAGGAAAGGGACUCGAACCACUACUCGAUGCCAUUGCCGAUUUAUUGCCGUCGCCAUUGGAUCGACCUCCACCCGCAUUGAUUGAUACAGAUACCACCGAAACAUUGUCGUCGUCUCUUCCUGACACCACCACCACACUCGGACAUCCCAUGAACAGCGAUCUACUCGCGUUUGCAUUCAAAGUGUGUCAUUUGUCGGGAGGAAAAGGAGGCAGUGGCGAUGGACGAGUCGUUUUUUGCAGGGUAUACAGUGGAACACUGCGCGAACGAGAUGUACUGCAGGUCGUGUCGCCACCCACAUUGGGGGAAACGGCAUCAGAACCACGAAAGGAGCGCGUGGGUGGACUCCUCGAACUGGCCGGAGGAGCUUUUACCAAAAAGGAACACGGAAUAUGUCAAGCGGGAGAUGUCUGUGCCCUCGUCGGACUCAAGACGGUCGUGACGGGUGAUACACUCGUAUUGUCGUCGAAAAAUAAUAACAAAAAGUCCAAGAAUACUAAGAAUGGUGCCAAUGCCAAUGCAUAUGGUCGAGUGUGCUUGGCGGGUGUGGCAUCUCCCAAGCCCGUGUUGCAAGUUCGAUUGGAAGCCGAGACACAGGGCGAACAGACACGAUUGAGCGAAUGCCUCAAAGUGUUGGCUAUUGAAGAUCCGAGUUUGUUGGUGGAAGAAACCGAGUCAGGGACACUCUUGUCGGGGCUGGGAGAAUUGCAUGUCGAAGUGACACUGGAUCGGUUGCAUCGAGAAUUUGGGCUCGUCGUCCACAAGGGAGCGCCACGAGUGGCGUAUCGAGAAACACUCCUGGAUGCGGUUGGUACGGAUGGACUCAUGCACUUUGAUCGCACCAUGGGAGAUACAAGAUUACAAGCUUCGGUGGAACUCAGAUUGGAGCCGACGAGGAAUGGUUGCGACGACAAUAAUGGCGAUGCAGCCGUACAGCUUCCAUUGGAACCAACCGUUCAAGUGGGACCGCAAGUUUUGGAGUUUCUGCAGCUCAAACCAGAUGUCCCCCAUGACGAAUACAUGGCCAAGUCGCCCGUCUACAGAGCGCUCGUGCAAGGAUGUUUGGGGUCGCUCAAGAGAGGACCCGUGGGAUCAUACGCCAUGGCCAAUCUUACCUGUCACGUCGACGCGAUUGAUGCCGAAGAUGGAUUGCCAGGUCUUCAAGCACUCCCCGGAGCUAUUCGAGCCGCCGCCAUGAAUGCAGUGACAAGUACUCUGAAGGACAAUGUCGAGCAAGGACGAGUUCUGGAACCCUCCAUGUCUGUCGAAAUUAGUGCUCCGAAUGACAUGGUGGGUACUGUCUUGUCGGAUCUGACGAGUCGACGAGGGACUGUAGAAGAUGUGGUCACCGGGGACGAGGAUAGCUCAACAGUUCACCAAAAGACUAUGGUCCGUGGACAAGUGCCACUGGUGGAAAUCUUGGGGUAUGCAAGCGCACUGCGUAGUUUAACGGCGGGAGAAGGCGCGUUCUCGGCCGAGUACAAGGGACAUUCCCGUUGUAGUGGUGCAGAGGUACCGUGA